This is a messenger RNA of Musca domestica (house fly), 1850 nucleotides long. RefSeq lists its product as uncharacterized. The transcript has 2 exons. NCBI's taxonomy places the organism in Eukaryota, Metazoa, Arthropoda, Insecta, Diptera, Muscidae. The record is from RefSeq and is a predicted model, not a curated record. The coding region runs from base 342 to 1688 and encodes 448 amino acids.
ACCUGUGACCGUGCACAUCUUUAGUUCAGUUGCCAAACGAGUGCCAUGAAGUGAGGACCUAGCAGGCGGCAAAAGUAUUCGAAGAAAAUAAUUUUUAAUUAAAAAUGAGAAUGUGAAGAAAAUUUUGAAAAAUAACUUAAACGCAAAAUAAUUUUGAAAAAAAAAAAAAAAUAAAAACUGUUGAUUUUUUGUGAAAAAUAAAUUGAAAAGAAAUAUUUAAAAAAUACUCAAAAUAAUAAAUGAACAUUUCGAACUGCUGCUGAAAAUUUUGGAUUACUCAUAACCCCUUUGUGGAUUACUUUUUUUGACUAUUGGAUAUUUUUUAUCAAAAAAGCUUGAAAAUGUUGAAAUGGGCUGUAAAUGGUCCCCGCCAGACGUAUAUGCAGAGUACGGAACACUUGAAUCUACCAUCCUCUGUGGAAGCCCAGCCAGGCCUAACACAGGCCCAACGAAGACGGCUAAAACGCAAAUCUUCCGAUGUUAGCUGUUUGAGGCCCCGCACCUCCUGGCAUGACAAGGAAAAUCAAUACACCUCCACACCGCUGCAUCCGAAUUCUCGUAGCUUCAAUGAAAGUCCUUCCAGGAAAUUGGAUAGCCUCAAGGACUUGAGUAAUAUUCUGGCUGAGCCCCUGGCCUUUCCCUCCCCCAAAAGGUUAACGUUACACAAAACCUCUCCCAGCCUGCUGAAGACCCCCGAACCCCUGCCUCAGGCUCCACGCAGCACCAUGCCCUCCAACUAUGCCUCCACAUUGCCCACCUUUGAUGUGGAGUACUCGCCCUGUUCCCUGAUACCAGGACCUCUGCUGGCCCUAAGGGGUGUGGGCAUACCCGAUUCGUAUUUUGAAAAGCCUCGCUACAUUACACCCAGCCAAAAUCAGGAAACUCCCUUGGCCAAAACUACCAACACCACCACCACUACCACAUCUGCCCGCCUUUCAGAAGAAUCCCUGGAAAACAAAACCUUCCUCAAACCCAAAUCCCUUAACUUCAAAUAUCCCCACUACAUGGAGGAAUCCUCUCUCAGCUCCUCCCGAAUGGGUGAUGUUACGCUGGAGCGGAUGAUAGAUGCCAUUUUGGAAAGCAAUCGCAAACAACAAAAGAAACUACACAAACACUGCCCCAGCAACAUGUCACCCUCCUACACCCCAGCCGAUGAUCCGGCCAGUGAUUUGCAGGAAGUCUGGGAUUCCGAAAAGGCCAGAUAUCGUCAAAAGGAACAGGAAUUCAGAUCGAAGCUAACCAAAAAAUGCCUCUUCAACGAAAGGGAAAUAUGUUCUCCGCAAACAAAAGCCCUGGAAGAAUCUCAAUGUCGUCUGGAAAAACCAGAAGAACUCGAUUUGGGUCUGCUACGCCGCCAGCGAGGAGUUAGACGUAAACGUAAACUGGAACAAAUUAAGGCCAGUGUCCUACACUCGGCCCACAAGCUAUUGGGGAAAUCCUCUCAUCAUUCCCACACCCCUCUGCUGCAUUCUCACAAUUUGAGAAAGGUAUUCGAGGCCGAAAUGAUACACGAUGAAAUUCAUCCACAGAAAAUGAUGCGAAAUCUGAGUCCAGACAGUGGCCACAAUUCGUCCAGUGAAUAUGAGGAGGAUGAGCAUGAGGACUCCACGCUGGAGGGGGACAACAAAACCCUGGAUGCCACCAAGAGGAGGCUUAGUUUUUCUUUGAAUAAAUUAAGUGAAAAUUGAAAUGGGGGAGAAGGAUGGAGAAAAGAAUCAAGAGAGAGAGAGAGAGAGAGAGAGAGAGAGAGAGAUGGAGAGAAGGAGAGAUAGAGAACAAGCUAAACAGAUAUUAUGACGCAGGAUGCUUCCAAAGCGAUUAAUUUAUUAUUUUUUUUACUAUUUUUUAAA